Molecule: messenger RNA, 1725 nt
Organism: Sorex fumeus (smoky shrew)
Lineage: Eukaryota; Metazoa; Chordata; Mammalia; Eulipotyphla; Soricidae
Gene: GLRA1
Product: glycine receptor alpha 1
Exons: 9
Coding region: 335-1678 (447 amino acids)
Biological process (GO): chloride transmembrane transport; signal transduction; nervous system process
Cellular component (GO): neuron projection; plasma membrane; postsynaptic membrane
Molecular function (GO): extracellularly glycine-gated chloride channel activity; transmitter-gated monoatomic ion channel activity; transmembrane signaling receptor activity
Source: RefSeq, a predicted model, not a curated record
CCCCGCGCCCCGCGCCCGGCCCGCGCGGACCCCGCGGCCGCUCUCCGAGGUCCUGAAGUGCCGCGUCCAGCCCCGCGCCCCGCGCCCGCCCACCCGGGAGCCCGCGGCUGGACCCCGAGCCCGGCGCGGCUGGACCCUGAGCCCGGAGCCGCUGGACCCCGAGCCCGGAGCCGCUGGACCCUUGUGGAUUUUCUUCGGGGGUUUCUUUCUUUCUUUUUUUUUGAGGGGCUUUUGCCUUUCGCAAUAGCUCUGGCUGGGUUUUCUAAGCGCCAACUUGAAACAUUUCCGUCCUCCCCCCGAACUCGUGGACUACAAAGCACAAGGACCCGGGAAAAUGUGCAGCUUGGAUACCCUGCGCCUCCACCUCUGGAAGACCAUUGUAUUCUUCAGCCUGGCGGCCUCCAUAGAGGCGGACGCCGCACGCUCGACGCCCAAAGCCAUGUCGCCCUCGGACUUCCUGGACAAGCUCAUGGGACGGACGUCGGGGUACGAUGCCCGGAUCAGGCCCAACUUUAAAGGGCCCCCCGUGAACGUCAGCUGCAACAUUUUCAUCAACAGCUUUGGCUCCAUCGCCGAGACCACCAUGGACUACAGGGUGAACAUCUUCCUGCGGCAGCAGUGGAACGACCCCCGGCUGGCCUACAACGAGUACCCUGACGACUCGCUGGACCUCGACCCCUCCAUGCUGGACUCCAUCUGGAAGCCUGACCUGUUCUUCGCCAACGAGAAGGGGGCGCACUUCCACGAGAUCACCACCGACAACAAGCUGCUGCGCAUCUCACGCAACGGCAACGUGCUCUACAGCAUCCGAAUCACGCUGACCUUGGCCUGCCCCAUGGACCUGAAGAACUUCCCCAUGGACGUGCAGACAUGCAUCAUGCAGCUCGAGAGCUUCGGCUACACCAUGAACGACCUGAUCUUCGAGUGGCAGGAGCAAGGGGCCGUGCAGGUGGCCGACGGGCUCACGCUGCCCCAGUUCAUCCUCAAGGAGGAGAAAGACCUUCGCUACUGCACCAAGCACUACAACACGGGCAAGUUCACGUGCAUCGAGGCGCGCUUCCACCUGGAGCGGCAGAUGGGCUACUACCUGAUCCAGAUGUACAUCCCCAGUCUGCUCAUCGUCAUCCUCUCCUGGAUCUCCUUCUGGAUCAACAUGGACGCGGCGCCCGCGCGCGUGGGGCUGGGCAUCACCACCGUGCUCACCAUGACCACCCAGAGCUCGGGCUCCCGCGCGUCCCUGCCCAAGGUGUCCUACGUGAAGGCCAUCGACAUCUGGAUGGCCGUGUGUCUGCUCUUCGUCUUCUCGGCCCUGCUCGAGUAUGCGGCCGUCAACUUCGUGUCCCGGCAGCACAAGGAACUGCUGCGUUUCCGGAGGAAGAGGAGGCACCACAAGGAGGAGGAGGCCGGGGAGGGCCGCUUCCACUUCUCGGCCUACGGGAUGGGCCCCGCGUGCCUGCAGGCCAAGGACGGCAUCUCGGUGAAGGGCCCCAACAGCAGCUCGGCCAACCCGCCGGCGCCCUCCAAGACCCCCGAGGAGAUGCGCAAACUCUUCAUCCAGCGCGCCAAGAAGAUCGACAAGGUGUCGCGCAUCGGCUUCCCCAUGGCCUUCCUCAUCUUCAACAUGUUCUACUGGAUCAUCUACAAGAUCGUGCGCCGCGAGGACGUGCACAACCAGUGACGGGCACGGCGCGGGGGCCGGGCGCACCUCCCGCUUGGCGCCCGCCC